Pelobates cultripes (western spadefoot toad) is the source of this 1279-nucleotide messenger RNA. The record is from the annotation of a GenBank genome assembly. Lineage: Eukaryota; Metazoa; Chordata; Amphibia; Anura; Pelobatidae.
AUGGACAGAUUGGCAGAUACCCAAGGCCGCUUCCUCUUCCUGAAGGGACUGAUUGCGGACAGGAUCUACACUCUCGCGACCAUAUACGUUCCCAACUCAAAACAAGCACAGUUCUUACGUGGGGCACUGAACAAGCUUCGCGGAUUCUCGGAAGGAGCCCUGAUAGUGGGAGGAGACUUCAACGCUCCGUUGGAUCCUCUGCUAGAUUCCUCCACCGGUCACAGCUGCAUCUCGCACACCCACAUCCGAUCUAUCCGCAAAGCACUAGGUGAGCUAUCCCUGGUAGACUGCUGGAGGACACUCCAUCCCGCCGACAGGGACUAUACACACUACUCGGCGCUGCACAAUUGCUACUCCCGAAUAGACUAUGUCCUUAUCAAACAAGUUGGACUGUCCCGCUUACGGUCGGCAACUGUCGAACCAGCCACGUGGUCGGAUCACGGUCCGGUCCGGAUUGAGUUGGAAUCCCCACUGUUCAAGCCGGCCACCUGGUCAUGGCGUCUUAAUGAAUCAUUACUUCAAGAUCCUACGAUAAAAGAAGAGAUUUCCCAAGCGCUGACUUCAUACUUCACGGAGAACGAGACGGAAGGGAUGUCGUCUGUGUCGGUGUGGGAGGCACACAAGAGUGUCAUACGUGGCAUACUCAUAGGUCUCGCAACUCGCAAGAGAAAGGAGGCGACCAGUGCAAUGGCAGACGUAUACGACACCAUUAAACGCUUGGAACUCCAACACAAACGGUCUCAGCUCACCGAGAAGUAUGGUGAAUUAAUGGAAGCUAGACGCACCCUGAACACUCUCCUCACGAAGCGAUAUCAACGCUCGCUCCAACGCUCGAAGAACUUUUUCUACGCACAUGCGAAUAAGGGCGGGAAAUUCCUCGCCCGCUUACUGAAAGGCGACACACCACGAACUCAAGUACGAAAGUUGCGCUUAACCUCGGGCAGAGUGUCCCCAUACCCAGAAGACAUAGCGGACGAAUUCAGGGCAUACUAUGAAUCCCUCUAUAACCUCCGUCCACCAGGGAAUCAGGCACCAGACGGGGAGGCACCGCCUCAUGUACAAACAUACAUCCAGGACACCGUGCGGGCACGAAUAGAUCCAAACGCCGCGUCCUUCCUCGACGAACCACUUACCACGGAAGAUCUCGCCGCUGCCUUGAAACACACUAAAAAUGGACGCGCCCCAGGACCCGACGGAUUCCCCUCGGGGUACUAUAAACAAUUCGCCACGGCGCUCUUACCGCGGCUGACAAGGGUGGUUAAUGAAGUCUCGGAGGGCG